Molecule: messenger RNA, 986 nt
Organism: Prunus mume (Japanese apricot)
Lineage: Eukaryota; Viridiplantae; Streptophyta; Magnoliopsida; Rosales; Rosaceae
Source: RefSeq, a predicted model, not a curated record
CAAAACAAAAUUUUGUCGCUGUUUGAAGGACAAACAAGGUGAGCUCCUUGAACGGUUGAUAACGCAGAGCUCUACUUUGACAGAGCCAGCCACCAUUAUUUUUGGGAAAAGCAGGUAGGUCUUUGGUGUCAGCAGCAGCUAUGGAAUUUGUGCAUGCCAAUGGUCCUUUCCACAACAAGACCAAGGUUAUUUUUGUAUUGGGCUCGACCGGGUGUGGAAAAACAAAACUCUCCAUAGACUUAGCCACUCGUUACAACGGUGAAAUAAUCAACUCCGACAAAAUCCAAGUCUACGAAGGCCUUGACAUUGUGACCAACAAAGCUACAAAGCCCGAGCAAAGAGGCAUCCUCCAUCACCUGCUAGGGUCCAUCCAAGACCCGGAAGCUGAUUUCACGGUGCAGGACUUUUGUCUUCAAGUGCCCAAAGCCCUGGAUGAUAUCACGAAGCGCAACCGCGUCCCAAUCAUUGCUGGUGGAUCCAACACUUACAUCGAGGCGCUUGUCGAAGAUCCAACGCUCAGGUUCCAAGAUAAAUAUGACUGCUGCUUCAUAUGGCUUGAUGUGUCUUUGCCUGUGCUCUAUAAUCGUGUCUCUGAAAGAGUGGAUGAAAUGGUGGAUGCUGGGCUUGUGGAUGAGCUCCGGGAAAUGUUUGUUCCCGGGGCAGAUUAUGAGCGCGGCAUUCGUCGGGCUAUUGGAGCUCCUGAGAUGCAUGCAUAUUUCAUGGCUGAAAUGGAUCAUUCAGCAGAUGAGGCCAGAAAGGAAUUUCUGUUCAAAGAUGGGAUUCAAAAAACUAAGGACAAUACUUUGAAACUUGCUGAGAGCCAGGUGCAGAAAAUUGAACGUCUCAGGACCAAAUGGGAUAUCCAUCGGAUUGAUGUGACUGCCGUGCAUGAGAGCUGUGGAAAGAAGGCUGUGGUUGCAUGGGAAAACUUGGUUUUAAAGCCAAGCUUCUCCAUUGUGAGUGAAUUUUUGGAAAUGGAUGGCUAA